This is a messenger RNA of Camelus dromedarius (Arabian camel), 2195 nucleotides long. It is a transcript of the gene BKGD, whose product is annotated as chromosome 12 C11orf54 homolog. Gene Ontology annotation, cellular component: nucleus. Gene Ontology annotation, molecular function: zinc ion binding; hydrolase activity, acting on ester bonds. The transcript is spliced from 9 exons. NCBI's taxonomy places the organism in Eukaryota, Metazoa, Chordata, Mammalia, Artiodactyla, Camelidae. The record is from RefSeq and is a predicted model, not a curated record. The coding region runs from base 214 to 1161 and encodes 315 amino acids.
GCCGCGAGAGGAGGAGCGAUUUAGAGUGGGCGGGGCCUGAGCUUCCUAACCCAGAGGAGGCGGAGUUGACUGAGCCAAGUGGAGGCUUCAGGUGUACGCUUCCCUAACCGAUCGGAGCAGUAGCUGUUCACGCUCCGUGCACCGUGAACUCUUGUGAUAAUUAGCCCACAGUAGCUUUAUUUUCUACAUCCUCGCACCUGAGGAAGAAAGAAAAUGGCUUGUGCUGAGUAUUCUUUCCAUGUGCCAAGUCUAGAGGAGCUUGUUGGAGUUCUGCAGAAGGGGCUGAAGGAGAACUUUGCUGAUGUCCAGGUCUCUAUAGUUGAUUGCCCUGAUUUGACUAAGGAGCCAUUUACCUUUCCUGUAAAAGGCAUCUGUGGGAAAACUAGAAUUGCAGACGUAGGAGGUGUGCCUUAUUUACUGCCACUUGUAAAUCAAAAAAAGGUUUAUGAUCUAAAUAAGAUCGCAAAAGAAAUCCAGCUUCCUGGAGCUUUUAUUCUUGGAGCGGGAGCAGGCCCAUUUCAGACUCUUGGAUUCAAUUCUGAGUUUAUGCCAGUUAUUCAAACAGAAAGUGAACACAAACCCCCUGUGAAUGGAAGUUACUUUGCUCGUGUUAACCCUGCAGAUGGAGGGUGCCUACUGGAGAAAUACAGUGAGAAAUAUCAUGACUUUGGGUUUGCACUACUGGCUAAUCUUUUUGCCAGUGAGGGCCAACCUGGAAAGGUCAUUGAGGUGCAGGCCAAAAGAAGAACUGGAAAGCUUAACUUUGUGACUUGUAUGAGACAGACUCUUGAAAAACAUUAUGGAGAUAAGCCUGUAGGGAUGGGAGGUACUUUCGUAAUUCAGAAGGGAAAAGUGAAGACUCACAUUAUGCCUGCAGAAUUUUCUUCCUGCCCAUUGAACUCUGAUGAAGAGGUGAAUAAAUGGUUGCGUUUUUAUGAGAUGAAGGCUCCUUUGGUUUGUCUGCCAGUUUUUGUCUCCAGAGACCCAGGGUUUGAUUUGCGGUUGGAGCACACGCAUUGUUUCAGUCAUCAUGGAGAGGGAGGACACUACCACUACGACACUACCCCAGAUACAGUGGAAUACCUUGGAUACUUCUCACCUGCAGAGUUUCUCUAUCGCAUUGAUCAACCAAAAAAGACCCAUUCAUUUGGGCGAGAUUAAAUUAACUGAUACUCAUUUAGAAAAAACAAUUAACUAAGGUUGAUUAAUUAACUCAUUAAUUGAUACUAAUAUGAAAUCUAAUAGAAAUGAUCUUACUACUUAAGUCCUACUUUUUUGGCCUUUGAAAUGAAGGGUAUGUUGACAUUGUGCUCUGUGUUAUUUCAUAGAUCUAACUGAAAGAGAUCAUUGGGAACAAAGGUACAUGAUGGAGACGUUCAUUUUUUUAUUCUAAAGAUCAGUGUUAUGUUUAUACCUUAAAUAUAAUAAACAAGAUUAAGAAUGAAGUGAUUAUUCCUACUAGCUAAUAGUAAUAACUUACAUUAAUCUACUAUUACUCAAUUUCCCAAAUUAGUCUCAUAACUGCUAAGUGGAUAUUUCUGAGUAUUAGAAAAAUCAGGGUUGGAAAUGUUGAUAGUUGUUACAUCUUUGUACUGAGUUUUAAAAAUCCAUUUUAGAAGCCAGAGUACACUUUUUUAUGAAAUAAGGUGGUCAGAGAAAGCACUUAAUUCCUUUUGGUGAAAUUGAACGAUACUCAGAAGUUUGCAGUUUGCCUUUCAUAAAUAUUAGCAAUUAGAUAGUUAGCUGCAAUUCCUCCUUUGUUUGGAUUGCUAAUUGGAAGCAGUCUGGACCCUGCUGGUUAUUUGUAAGAAGGGAAAAGAAACAGCAUCAUAAUAACCUUGAAGUGAGUAGACUUUACAUAAGUGGAGGCUAUUAUUGCUUAUGAUUGCUAAAUAUGACCACUAUAUCCUUCAUGAAAUAUAAAGUACUUUUACUGAUUAUAAUGGUUGAACUUUUCCUUAAUGUUAUUCUUUAAUAAUAAUUAGCCAAAAAUCAACUCUAAUCUUCCUAAUGCCAACAAUGUGCAGAUUUAAGAACUUUUUAGUACUAAGCGUAUAAUAAAUCUUCAAGAAAUAUUUUCAUUAUCUUUGGAUGUUAACUAUAACAUGUCCUGUGAGUAUAAAUUGCUAAAUAUUAUUUUUAAAUAAACACUAGUUUGUAGCCAAAAAUUGAAUAAAAAUUUUAUAUUCACCUGA